UAGCCGCCUCUCCACCCCACUACACCACAUCACAUCCACCCCCGCGCGCCGCGGGAGAAGGAGAAGCGCCGCCGCCGCCGCCGGUCACAGGUAGGGGGCGCCGCAGCAGCAGCCGCCGGGGGGGAAAGCGUCUGCCCAAGAUGCAGAUCUUCGUGAAGACCCUGACGGGGAAGACCAUCACGCUGGAGGUGGAGUCCUCGGACACCAUCGACAACGUGAAGGCCAAGAUCCAGGACAAGGAGGGGAUCCCGCCGGACCAGCAGCGCCUCAUCUUCGCCGGCAAGCAGCUCGAGGACGGCCGCACCCUCGCCGACUACAACAUCCAGAAGGAGUCGACCCUCCACCUGGUGCUCCGCCUCCGCGGCGGCGCCAAGAAGCGCAAGAAGAAGACGUACACCAAGCCCAAGAAGCAAAAGCACAAGCACAAGAAGGUCAAGCUCGCCGUGCUCCAGUUCUACAAGGUCGACGACGCCACCGGCAAGGUCACCCGCCUCCGCAAGGAGUGCCCCAACGCCGAGUGCGGCGCCGGCACCUUCAUGGCCAACCACUUCGACCGCCACUACUGCGGUAAGUGCGGCCUCACCUACGUCUACAACCAGCAGGCGUAGCACAAAGGAGGAGGAAAUCGAAUGCUUCAUCUUGUUAGAUGAUAAUCCUUUUUUGUCCUAAUCGUAUUAUUAAAGUAGCCUCCGUGCAACUGAACAACACCUGCGUUACAUCUGUGCUAUGGUUUGCUUCGAUAUUAUCUGGAUCAUAUUAUGUACUGUUGAAUUUUUAAGUUAUGUUUGAGUUAAUCAUCUCCUGUUGUUGGCAUGGCCUUGGA
Oryza brachyantha (malo sina) is the source of this 823-nucleotide messenger RNA. RefSeq names its product ubiquitin-40S ribosomal protein S27a-1. The transcript has a single exon. The record is from RefSeq and is a predicted model, not a curated record. Bases 141 to 608 code for a protein of 155 amino acids. NCBI's taxonomy places the organism in Eukaryota, Viridiplantae, Streptophyta, Magnoliopsida, Poales, Poaceae. Gene Ontology annotation, molecular function: protein tag activity; structural constituent of ribosome; ubiquitin protein ligase binding. Gene Ontology annotation, biological process: modification-dependent protein catabolic process; translation; protein ubiquitination. Gene Ontology annotation, cellular component: ribosome; cytoplasm; nucleus.